This is a messenger RNA of Puntigrus tetrazona (Sumatra barb), 2717 nucleotides long. It is a transcript of the gene poglut3, whose product is annotated as protein O-glucosyltransferase 3. The transcript has 8 exons. The record is from RefSeq and is a predicted model, not a curated record. Bases 226 to 1791 code for a protein of 521 amino acids. Gene Ontology annotation, molecular function: glucosyltransferase activity; protein binding. NCBI's taxonomy places the organism in Eukaryota, Metazoa, Chordata, Actinopteri, Cypriniformes, Cyprinidae. Gene Ontology annotation, cellular component: endomembrane system.
AGGCGCACCGCAGCACGAGCGCCACACUCAAAAUCCACCCUCAUUACUUCUUUACGUGUUAUUUUCUACUUUAAUGCAACAAGUCCCGGUCUAUAACGCUAGAAAAAGCAGUACAUGUCUGUAUUAAUUAUGCCAUUUAACCGUUAGCAUUUUGCAGCGAACUUUAGCUGUAAUUUAGUAUUUUUCAGUCCCCUGUUGGUCUGAUCGACAGGAGCCGCAGUGAAAAUGAUCCCUCAUUUAAAGAGCAGAAACGCUUUCGCGGAUGUUCUCGGUGUUUUCUUCGGCUCUUUCGUCGCUGUAGUCCUGUUAAACGCGGGGUUCUGCGGGAGUACAGAGCUCGAUGCGGGGAAGUGUUUGGUUUGGGGUCCUGGACUGAGUUCUGCUGCUGUACUUCCGGUCAGAUACUUCUACAUCCAGAGCGUUGAUUCACAGGGACACAACAUCACCGUCUCUCCCGUAAAAGACUCGUUCAGAGUGAAGAUCUCGUCUCUGGAGAAGGAGUAUGUUCGUGUUCAUGUUCCUGCUCCGUUAGAUCGGGGAGAUGGAUCUCUUCUGGUCAGAUACAGGCUCUAUGGAAGCUCCUCCAAGGGUCUGAAGAUUGAAGUCUUGUAUCAAGACGAGCCUGUGGCAAACUCACCUUACACUCUUAGAGGUCCUGUGCAUCAUGAGUACUGUGUGUGUCCGGAGCUGGACGGCUCGGUCUGGAGCGGCGCUCUUCAGUGUCCUCGGGACGAGCCUCAGAUCCAGCAGGACUUCCUCUCCUUCCCCUCCAUCGACCUCCAGCGCCUCCUGCAGGAGGUUCCUCAGCGCUUCUCCAGACGAGGAGGACUCGUUCACUACACCGUCAUCAAUAACCAGCUCCACCGCCGCUCGCUCGGCAAGUACACCGACUUCAAGAUGUUCUCCGACGAGAUGCUGCUGUCCCUCGCUCGCAAGGUGAAGUUACCGGAUGUGGAGUUUUAUAUUAACGUGGGAGACUGGCCGAUGGAGAACCGGAAGGCGGGUGAUGAACCGGGCCCCGUCCCCGUCCUCUCGUGGUGCGGCUCCUCAGACACGCGUGACAUCAUCCUGCCCACGUAUGACAUCACACACUCGUCUCUGGAGGCCAUGAGAGGCGUCACCAGCGACCUGCUGUCCGUGCAGGGCAAUACAGGUCCAGUGUGGUCAGAUAAAACAGAGAAGGCCUUCUUCAGGGGUCGGGACAGUCGAGAGGAGCGUCUGCGUCUGGUCACAAUGUCCAAAGAAAAUCCAGAGCUGCUCGACGCAGGAAUAACCGCAUAUUUUUUCUUUCGCGACCGAGAGAAGGAUCUGGGAAAAGCAGCUCUGGUGGGAUUCUUCGACUUCUUUAAGUACAAAUACCAGGUGAACGUGGACGGGACGGUGGCGGCCUACAGGUUUCCGUACCUGAUGCUGGGGGACAGCUUGGUCUUCAAGCAGGACUCUCCGUACUACGAACACUUUUACACGCAUCUGAAAGCAGGAGUGCACUACAUCCCUGUGAAGAGAGACCUGUCCAACCUCCUCCAGAAGAUCCGAUGGGCUCAGAAGAACGACACGAAGGCAGAGGCCAUAGCGAAGAGUGGACAGUCGCUGGUCAGAGAUCUGCUUCAGCCUCACAGACUCUACUGCUAUUACUACAGCGUGCUUCAGACGUACGCCGCUCGUCAGAGCACGAAGCCCACGGUUCAUCCAGACAUGGAGCUGGUUCCUCAGCCGUCUGACCCGAGCGCCCGGUGCGACUGCCAGCCGUCUCCAGACGAGCUCCAAGCCCAGCGGAAGAGCGAGCUCUGAGCCCACCAGACAAACUCAUUCACCAUCGCCGUUAAAGAUGGGAGGACAGCGAAGGCCUAACAGAUAAUUGUGCAUUAAUCCCUCUCUUUUCCUCACGUUUACUUCCUUUUUUACACUUUGCACCUGAUUUCAGAUUCUUGUUCGUUUACUUCACGUAGUGGAGUUUUUUUCUUCACUUUCUUUUGUGUGUUCCUGGAGCACAGAUCUAUCUGUAGAAAUAGAUAACAGUAUGCUGUAUGGGUUAGAAUGAUCCUUUUUUGCCGAAAUCAUUAGGAUAUCAAGUAAAGAUCAUGUUCCAUGACGGUAUUUUGUAAAUUUCCUGCCAUAAAUGCAUCAAUUUCAUUUUUGAUUAGUAAUAUGCAUUAAGAACCUAAUUUUGACAAAAAUGGUGAUUUUUACAUCCUCAAACUUUAAAAUUUUCUAAUAGCUGUAUAACAGAGAUUGUCUGAUCCUAAUAAACCAUUCAUCAAGGGAGAGAUUAUUUAUUCAGCUUUUAAAAAUCUGGUGUAGUGCUCCAGGGUCACCUAUUUAUGCGUACUGAUUAUCAUUUGGCACAUGAAACUGAGUUUUUACUUUCUAAUGCUUUAAAUGAAGUCAAGCAUUAUUUGUUCACGUGAUGUUUCCAGAGACCAGUUCCUUUGAUCUCAAGGGAACACAUAACUACAGUGUUUUACCAUGUGCUGGUUUUGUAUGAAUGUAUGCCGUGUGCAAAAAAAAUUGUAAACUGCCAUUUGGAAAAACUGUGCUCAGAGUAUACUUUUGUUUUUAUAUAUGCAUUAAAAAAAAAACAGUUUAACAUUUGCCGAAACUCUACUGAACCUGAUGAGGAUAAGCUUCUUCUUCAUGUGAAUGUGGGUGCCGUCAGAUGUAAUAUGUUUACGAGAAAUAAAGUCUUCUAUGAGUGUGUAUCUUGCGUACAAAUUAAA